This is a messenger RNA of Colossoma macropomum (tambaqui), 2628 nucleotides long. RefSeq names its product La ribonucleoprotein 6, translational regulator a (gene larp6a). NCBI's taxonomy places the organism in Eukaryota, Metazoa, Chordata, Actinopteri, Characiformes, Serrasalmidae. The coding region runs from base 1 to 1809 and encodes 602 amino acids. Gene Ontology annotation, cellular component: nucleus. The record is from RefSeq and is a predicted model, not a curated record. Gene Ontology annotation, molecular function: mRNA binding. The transcript has 3 exons. Gene Ontology annotation, biological process: RNA processing.
AUGCAGGCGCUGGUGAAGGUUUUCCUCCGCCUGCUCUCCUUCCUGCUGCCUCCCUCCUGGCUGCAGGCGGGCUCAUGCUGGUGGGCCGGGCCUGAGCAGCUCCACGACUCGCCACGUCUCAAACGCGCAAAGCCUCUUAAAGACGACGCCCGCCCUCCUCUUCUUCCUCCUCCUCCUCCUCCUCCUCCAGCACCUAGCCCCGGCUCGCGAGCGGCUGCCUCCUCCAGUCCCGCGGGCUCUGCGUGGAGGGGGAUCCGGGAGCUCUGGCAGGCCGUGCGCCUCGCGCUCCUCCCGAGAGCCCGAGCUUCCUCCGAACCCAGCGCGAGCAUGAACGCCGUCGAGACGGCGGAGAUGGAGCCCGGGGACGUGGGCACGCGAGUGACCAUCACCGUGGCCAUCCAAGCGGCCGAGGACGAGGAGCCCGACGAGGAAGAGUCGCUGGACUGCUCCGGGCGAGCCGAGCUCCACGGAGGAAGCUGCAGCGAGGACGAGCUGGCGAGGCACGAGAAGUCCAGUGGUGCUGGAACGAGCGGAGGAGAGCUGGAAGAGGAGAGCUGGCAGCCACCGGACCCUGAGUUGACCCGCAAACUCGUAGCCCAGAUCGAGUACUACCUGUCGGACGAGAACCUGGAGCACGACGCCUUCCUGCUCAAACAUGUCCGCCGCAAUAAGCUGGGCUUCGUCAGCAUCAAGCUGCUCACGUCUUUCAAGAAGGUGAAGCACCUGACUCGGGACUGGAGGACCACGGCCUAUGCACUGCGCCAGUCCAACCUCCUAGAGCUGAACGAUGAGGGCCGGAAGGUUCGGCGCUGCACGAUCGUCCCCGUGUUUGCCAGCGAGUCACUGCCCAGCCGCAUGCUGCUCCUGAGUGAGCUGCAGCGCUGGCCUGAGCUGGGUGUGGCUUUGGCAGGAGGAGGUGGUGCUGGAGAUGGAAGCCCUGGUGGCGGUGUUGCUCAGCAGGAGCGUCUUAUGGAACUCCUCCUCAAAGCUUUCGGCAUCUACGGCCCCAUCGCCUCAGUGCGGGUGCUGAAACCUGGGAAAGAUCUUCCGGCUGACCUGAAGAAGCUGAGUGGCCGCUACUCGCAGCUGGGCAGCGAGGAGUGCGCUAUUGUGGAGUUCGAGGAGGUAGAGGCAGCCAUGAGGGCCCACGAGGCCUAUCUGAGUGGAAAUGGAGACGGCAAGGGCUUGCUUGGGCUCAAGGUGGUGCUGAUUGGCACCAAGCCACCCAAAAAGAAGGUGCAAAAGGAGCGGUCACCAAGGGAGGAGGGCGGAGGGGGGAUGAGCAAGAGCCGUUCGCUAAACAGCAGAGUACGGGAGCUCCAGUACCACGACGAUUCAGCUUGUAGCUCUUCAGAGACGGAAAGCAACCCCACUUCGCCUCGACUUGCCCGAAAAUCACGUUCCAGUUGCAACAAGUUGAGCCCCACCAGCGGAGGCCCACCAAACUUCCACCUGUCGCCCCGCUCCAGCCCCUGGAACAGCCCCAGGGCUAGCCCCAGUGCCCAAAGGAAAGCUCUGCCCCAAUCUGGAAAGUCUCCCCUGGCUAGCGAAGGCAGGCUGAGCCCGGAGCCAGGCCGCCGCUGGGCAGACUAUUCCUCAGACAGCAGCCUGACCCCUUCAGGCAGUCCAUGGGUCCAGCGCAGGAAGCAGGUGGCUAGCCAGGAGAGCAGCCCCGUGGGGAGCCCCAUGCUUGGCCGAAAGAUCCAGAAUGCGGACGGGCUCCCGCCGGGUGUGGUGCGGCUCCCCAGGGGCCCCGACGGGACACGUGGGUUUCAUGAGCGGGGCAAGGUGGCUGCCACGCAAACUUGACUGGAGUUAAAAAGGGAGGACCCUCACUACCCAGGGAAAAAAAAAAAGCAGCACUGGACCUUACAGCAGUGAGUUUCACAUCCUGUAGCCUGCUGCAUUUUGAAUGGUCAUGACCUGUUCUGCCCAUAAAGACCACUGAACUGCCAAGUGUCAUUGUCUGUCUUUGUUAUACCUUUUUAUAUGGGUUUUUUUGUUUUUGCUUUAUAUGAAUGUCAUAAUUUAACUUGAUUUAAACUAUAAUAUUGAUACUAAGAAAAAAAGGGGCUGUUUUUGAAUGCAAAUGACAAACUGGGAUUUUUAUUUGUUUUUUUUUUUUUUGCCCCAAAUGUCAUUGGUCCUAAUGAGGUGCGAUUCUGACUGUAAUGAAACGUGAAUGUUGUAGCUGUGUUUGUUGGUGUGAAGUGGUUUAGGCACAUGGUUUUGAUGUGAACAUCACCAUAUGCCUUGUCGAUAAACAUUGAGCACCUGAGAAGCAGCGAUGAAACUUUUGCUCUUUCCGUGGCCAUAACUUCUCCCUGCUCUUUGAUUGAAUAGUAAUCGCUUAAGAGAAUUCUUUUUGUUCUUUUAAGUUUUAAUUUGCUUUUUUUAAUUUCUUUCUGCCUUUUCUGGACCACUUUUGGUUUCUUUUAGGUUGCUAUUCUAGCAGGGAUAUGUCAAUAGGUGAGGCCCUAUCUGCUUUGUUCAAGUGUAGCAUUUAAGGGAAGGGGUAGUGAGGUGUCUGGCUCCAGCGUGUAAAUGCUUUGCUUUUGCCUUUACAGCUGAGCAGAGACAAUGUACAGCUUCCUAUUGUACAAAUAAAUCACAAUAAUGGCAAUCCGA